Molecule: messenger RNA, 1386 nt
Organism: Saccharomyces kudriavzevii IFO 1802
Lineage: Eukaryota; Fungi; Ascomycota; Saccharomycetes; Saccharomycetales; Saccharomycetaceae
Gene: BNA4
Product: kynurenine 3-monooxygenase
Exons: 1
Coding region: 1-1386 (461 amino acids)
Biological process (GO): L-tryptophan catabolic process; NAD+ metabolic process; quinolinate biosynthetic process
Cellular component (GO): mitochondrial outer membrane
Molecular function (GO): NAD(P)H oxidase H2O2-forming activity; kynurenine 3-monooxygenase activity; FAD binding
Source: RefSeq, a predicted model, not a curated record
AUGCCUGAAUCAGUAGCCAUCAUAGGUGCAGGGUUAGUAGGUUGUCUUGCCGCAUUGGCAUUCUCCAAAAAAGGCUAUCAUGUCACACUGUAUGAUUUUAGACAAGAUCCUAGAUUAGACACCACUCAAAAUAAAAAUUUAAAAUCAAUCAAUUUGGCUAUUUCUGCCCGCGGUAUUGAUGCUUUGAGAUCAGUGGAUUCCGGUGCCUGUGACCGUAUUUUGCAGGAUAUGAUUCCAAUGAAAGGCAGGAUGAUUCACGACUUAAAAGGUGAACAGGAAUCUCAACUUUAUGGUUUGCAUGGGGAGGCCAUCAAUUCUAUCAAUAGAUCUGUAUUAAAUAAUAACCUUUUGCAUGAAUUAGAAAAAACUCCAGCGGACUUAAAGUUCGGUCAUAAGUUGGUUAAAGUUGAAUGGACAGACGACAAACAAAUCUGUCAUUUCGCUAUUGGGGAAGAUUCGAAAGCAAUAUCACAUACCGAAGAAUUCGAUUUUGUUAUAGGAUGUGACGGCGCAUACUCUGCAACGAGAUCACAAAUGCAACGUAAGGUCGAAAUGGAUUUUUCACAAGAAUACAUGGAUCUACGUUACAUCGAGCUCUAUAUUCCAGCCAGUAAGGAAUCGAAGCCGGAGUAUGACGGAAAUUUCGCUAUAGCUCCUGACCAUUUACAUAUAUGGCCUCGUCACAAAUAUAUGUUGAUUGCGCUCGCCAACAGCGACGGUUCGUUCACUUCAACUUUCUUUGGUCCUAAAGAUCAAAUAUCAGAUUUGAUAACUUCAAAGUCACGUGUGAAGAACUUCCUAGUCGAAAGUUUUCCUGAUAUUGUGACUAUUAUGAAUUUGGACGACGCAGUGGAAAGAUUUAUCACGUAUCCCAAGGAAAGUCUUGUUUGUGUAAACUGCAAGCCAUACGAUGUGCCCGGUGGUAAAGCGAUUUUACUCGGCGACGCCGCACAUGCAAUGGUCCCAUUUUACGGUCAAGGUAUGAAUUGCGGGUUCGAAGAUGUAAGAAUCCUGAUGGCACUAUUGAAAAAACACUCAGGAGAUCGUUCAAAAGCCUUUGCUGAGUAUAGUCAAACAAGACACAAUGAUCUUGUUUCUAUCACUCAACUGGCAAGGAGAAAUUACAAGGAAAUGUCCCAUGACGUCACGUCCAAACGUUUUCUAUUUAGAAGAAAACUCGACGCUUUGUUUAGUAUCAUGAUGAGGGAUAAAUGGAUACCUCUGUACACUAUGGUAUCCUUUAGAUCCGAUAUCUCGUAUUCUAAAGCUUUGGAGAGGGCUGGAAGACAAACGCGUAUCUUGAAAUUCUUAGAAUCUUUGACGCUGGGUAUAUUAUCUGUCGGUGGUUUCAAGCUUUUCAAGUUUUUGACCAAAGAACGCUCUUAA